Eublepharis macularius is the source of this 2233-nucleotide messenger RNA. It is a transcript of the gene C14H2orf42, whose product is annotated as chromosome 14 C2orf42 homolog. The coding region runs from base 166 to 1884 and encodes 572 amino acids. Gene Ontology annotation, cellular component: nucleus. NCBI's taxonomy places the organism in Eukaryota, Metazoa, Chordata, Lepidosauria, Squamata, Eublepharidae. Gene Ontology annotation, molecular function: zinc ion binding. The record is from RefSeq and is a predicted model, not a curated record. The transcript is spliced from 9 exons.
UGACGUCAGACAGGCUGCGGGCCUUCCAUUCCGGGCCUAAAGUCCCUGGUCCCGGAGUUGCUAUGGCAACAGAACCGGGUUUAUGAUAUCAUCGUCAUGGCCAGAUGUUUUUGCAAGCCGUACGUCAGAUGAGAACUGCUGCCGUGACAGCAUGUUCUCUGAAAGAUGGAAUCAAGCUCUGUAAGGAGUAAAGUCCCAGCUUUCUUAUCAGACUUGGGGAAAGCGACCCUGCGAGGCAUAAGGAAAUGCCCUCGCUGUGGCACCUACAAUGGCACCCGUGGGCUGAGCUGCAAGAAUAAGACUUGUGGUAACAUCUUUCGCUACGGCACUUGGAAGCAGGCCGGCGUUGAUGCAGUCAAAAUUAUCACUGGCUCAGACCUGCAGGUCUUCUCAGUGCGGCAGAGGGACAGGGGACCAGAUUAUCGAUGCUUUGUAGAGCUGGGAGUUUCAGAGACCACCAUCCAGACUGUUGAUGGGACUAUCAUCACACAGCUCAGCUCUGGCCGCUGUUACGUCCCAUCAUGUUUGAAAGCAGCUGCACAAGGGGUGGUGAAAAACCAGUGCCAGCACAUUAAGCUGGCCGUGAACUGCCAGACUGAGGCCACCCCGCUUACUUUGAAAAGCUCCGUUUUAAACUCAGUGCAGGCCUCACCUGAGAUGAAACAAACCCUCUGGCAGCUGGCCACAGAACCCACGGGACCUCUGGUCCAAAGGAUCACGAAGAACAUUCUGGUGGUGAAGUGCAAAGCCAGCCACAAGCAUAGCUUGGGCUAUCUCCAUGUCUCCUUUGCUCACAAGGCUGGCCCCAAGUAUGUGGUGGAGCCCCGCUUUGUCUGCUCCUGCCAGUCUUUGAAAGACAAGGCCACCUCUGCCAAGGAAGAGAUGGGCCAGAAAUGCAUCCACUUCUUUGCCUGUAUCAGCGCUUUUGCCAGCGAUGAUAGUUUAGCUCAGGAAUUUGCAGAUUUCCUCAGCUAUGAUUCCAGUGGCCUGAAGCCAAUGGUAGGAGCCCAGCUUGUUUGCCAGCCAGAAUCUGCUCUGCCUUCUGUACAAGCUGCCACCUCCAAGGCAAAGAGGAGGAAGAAAGAUGAAAUUGUGGGUACGCAAGCAAGUAGUCCCCUCUUGCCUCAAGAUCAAGCAAACAGCAACUUGAGGAAGAGUGGCCUGAAAAAGCCAUCCGUCGCUUCCCUUAAAAAACAAGCUAGCAGUCAAGUACUUGAUGAAUCUCAGGUAACCUUGUCCUUCCAGGAGUGGCUGGCCAGCGUCACUGAACGCAUCCAUCAAGCCAUGCAUUACCAGUUUGAUGGCAAACCAGAUCCACUGGUAUUCCAUAUACCCCAGUCUUUCUUUGAAGCCCUGCAACAGAGGAUUUCUGUUGGGAGCACCAAGAAGCGGCUCCCAAAUUCAACCACAGCUUUUGUCCGGAAGGAUGCCUUACCUCUGGGUACCUUUUCAAAGUAUACAUGGCACAUCACCAACAUCUUGCAGGUCAAACAAAUCUUUGAUACUCCUGAGAUGCCCUUGGAAAUCACCCGCAGCUUUAUUCAGAACUGGGACGGCACUUAUGAACCCUUUAGGUGCCCUAAAGUGGAGGUGGAAAGCAUCCCAGAGACUUAUGGGCGUUUGGAGAAACAGCCAGUUCUCCGGCCCUUGGAGCUGAAAACCUUCCUGAAAGUUGGCAACACCUCCCCAGAUCAGAAGGAACCAACACCUUUCAUCAUUGAAUGGAUCCCUGAUAUCCUCCCCCAGUCCAAAAUUGGUGAGUUGAGGAUUAAGUUUGAAUAUGGCCACUACAGGAAUGGCCACACCACUGAAUACCAAGAGCACCGCCCUUCCCUGGAACAGACUCUGGAGCUCAUGCCUCUCACCACCAUCACAUUUCCGUGAAUUUGUGCAUUUCUUGCACAGCUUGGUUUGCACAGACCCUAUUCUGCAGCUGGUGAGCAUAUAUACUGGUUCUGAGUAGUGAAUGGAUUGGAGAGGUUGCAAGCAGCUGGAGGUCAGUGAGGCUUGUAGGCAUUUUUAAACAAGUGUCAACAAAAAUAGUAGAUUACCCCUGCAUACAACAAGCACCAUAUUCCUUUGCUGCUGUCUCUGAAAUUCAUUCAGGUGGUCUACCCAGAGCUCAGUCGGCCACCUCUCAUCCUGCCACUCCAGUUGUGGUGGAGCAGAACUUUUGGCUGUUUUACUGAAUUGUAAUUCCUUUACUGGCAUUCUUUGCAAUAUAUUUUUUAAA